Molecule: messenger RNA, 618 nt
Organism: Fulmarus glacialis (Northern fulmar)
Lineage: Eukaryota; Metazoa; Chordata; Aves; Procellariiformes; Procellariidae
Source: RefSeq, a predicted model, not a curated record
GAGUUACAGAAUUUGGUCUCCAGGCACCCCAACCUGGUCAUCAUCCCGCUCGAAGUCACCGACCCUGCCAGCAUCAAGGCGGCUGCCGGCCGAGUCGGGGGCUGGGGCAGUGGGAAGAUGAGGGAGGUUGUUGAUGGUGCCCAGCGUUGCCCGCUGUGCAAGGAGUUGGUCCUCUCCCCCGUGUCACCUAUGUGCACACCCCUAUCUCCUCUGCUCUCCUCUCCUCUCUUCUCCUCGCAGGCGUUCCUGCCCUUGCUGAAGAAGGCUGCCCGGGAGCUGAGCUGCAGCAAGGCAGCCAUCACCAACAUGUCCAGCUCUGCAGGCUCGAUUGAGGAAGUCUAUUUAUGGGAUUAUGGGCAAGUUGUCUCCUACCGCUGCAGCAAGGCUGCUCUGAACAUGCUGACCAAGUGCCAGUCCCUGGGGUACCGGCAGCACGGCGUCCUCUGCGCUGCUCUCCACCCUGGCUGGGUGCAAACCGACACGGGGAGCUCAGGAUCACAAAAGCCCCCUGUGAUGGUGGACGAGAGCGUGCGAGGGAUGCUGAAGGUGCUCUCCUCCCUCUCUGAGAAGGAGACCAGGACCUUCCUGGACUGGGAAGGGAAGGUUGUGCCCUGGUGA